GGGAAGUGAAGCUAGAAUAACAUCUAACAUGUCUGUCUCAGAAAUGGAAGUUAACCGAGCAUUUUUCACUUCAAUCAUAAAUUAGGAACUCAGGACAUUGCUAAAGUUCUCAGUUGCAUAGGUGGCUUUUAUCUACAAGAAUCAGGACCUUCCCUCUCCAAUCAGGAAUCCUUUGUGGAAUACAGGUGUCUGGAUUCAUCUCUGAGUUACAUGGGAAGUGAUAAUUAUAUGAUGGGGUUGAUCCGUGAUCGGAGGGCUCGUCACAGCUUAGAGAUGAGUGAAUUUCAUAAUUGUAACUUUGAACUGGCAAACUAUGAUGCCUCUACACAAUGCCAAAAGCAAAGACCUCCAAGCAAAUGUAGAGGAAAUGCAUCUCCAUUUUUUCCUGGUCGUUUCAUUGCCGUAGCUAUGGGGAUUCGUUUCAUCGUUAUGGUAACAAUAUGGAGUAUCAUAUUCUUAAAUUCAUUAUUCAACCAAAGAGCUCCAAUUUCUUUGAAUGAAAGUUACUGUGGCCCAUGUCCUAAAAACUGGAUAUGUUAUAAAAAUAACUGUUACCAAUUUUUUAAUGAGAGCAAAAGCUGGUACAAGAGUCGAGCCUCUUGUGAGUCUCAAAAUUCCAGCCUCCUCAAGAUCUACAACAGAGAAGACCAGGAUUUCUUCAAACUGGUGAAGUCAUAUCACUGGAUGGGCCUUGUGCGAAUUCCAACAAAUGGAUCCUGGCAGUGGGAAGACGGAUCCCUUGUCUUACCUAACCAACUAACAAUAGUUGAAAUGAGGAACGGCUCCUGUGUCGUCUACGGCUCCAGCUUUAAAGGCUAUACAGAAGACUGUUUAACUCCAUAUACUUACAUCUGCAUGCAGAGGAUUGUGUAAAGUGCUUAAGAUUUACAAAUCAUAAAGGGUGCAGAAGACACAGAAGCCAUCCUUGCAUGUUCUCUCUCUUCAAUUUCCAUGAAGAAAAUUUCUAUUAGAAGGUUCAACCAAUGUUUAUUGAAUUGUCUAUUCCUAUGUGUCAUCCCACAAAAGGUAACUUUGCAGGCAAAGAAGAUUAACAGUUAUAGAAUUUAUCUUCUAUGACAGU
Messenger RNA from Trichechus manatus latirostris (Florida manatee), 1081 nucleotides. Its product is annotated as NKG2-D type II integral membrane protein-like. Gene Ontology annotation, biological process: positive regulation of natural killer cell mediated cytotoxicity. NCBI's taxonomy places the organism in Eukaryota, Metazoa, Chordata, Mammalia, Sirenia, Trichechidae. The transcript is spliced from 8 exons. The record is from RefSeq and is a predicted model, not a curated record. Gene Ontology annotation, cellular component: external side of plasma membrane. Gene Ontology annotation, molecular function: signaling receptor activity. The coding region runs from base 211 to 873 and encodes 220 amino acids.